Messenger RNA from Erinaceus europaeus (western European hedgehog), 2398 nucleotides. It is a transcript of the gene PJA1, whose product is annotated as praja ring finger ubiquitin ligase 1. NCBI's taxonomy places the organism in Eukaryota, Metazoa, Chordata, Mammalia, Eulipotyphla, Erinaceidae. The record is from RefSeq and is a predicted model, not a curated record. Bases 224 to 1954 code for a protein of 576 amino acids. The transcript is spliced from 2 exons.
GCUGACGCCACAAUCACUUCCGCCGCAGUCGCCACCCGCCGCGCUGCUGUCUGGCGGUGGUGGAGUCCAAGAUCCAGGAGCAGAGAUUCUGGUGGUGGUGGCUGUUGGAGGUCCCUGAGCUGUGCUCAUCCCAAGAGCUUGCGGGCAUCAGCAGUGGUUUCAGGCCUUUCACGAGCAAGAACAAAGAAUUUCCAGCCAGAAAGGACAUCAUCCAAAGUCCCAAAUGCACAGAUCAAUCCCCAGCCAAACCACCAAGAGGAGCCGAUCUCCAUUUUCCACCACACGUCGAAUUUGGAACGGCACUAUGAGCCCCGGAACCAGCUUGAAUGUUGAUAAUGAGGACUAUUCCAGGUACCCACCAAAAGAAUAUAGGGCUUCAGGUAGCAGAAGAGGAAUGGCUUAUGGACAUGUUGACUGUUUUGGUGCAGAUGACAGUGAGGAGGAGGGGGCUGGGCCUGUUGAGCAUGUGCCAGUGCGAGGGAAAAUUAGCAAAUUUAAAGAUGAUAAGCUGUAUGACCCAGAGAAAGGAAAGAGGUCUUUGGCUGGGAUGCCCACACAGUUUUCUAGUUUCAACCAGGAUGUGAUAGAGGAGCUUGACACAUUAGACCUUGUUCCUACUGCUAGCAGCUCUGCUAGCAGAGCUGAUUUCCUACAACACAAUCGCAUGACCUCUCAGAUGUCUGCUGAAGGCGAAGUGGCAACAAAUGGUGACUGCUUGGAGAGAGAAAGAUGGGAGAAUUUACCUGUGUGUCCCAGCAGGGCUCCUGUAAGUAUUAAUGGUGGUGGGGAAAAUGCCCAAAAGAGUGCAGAGGAGCCUGUGGUGAGGCCCAAAAUCAGAAAUCUGGCCAGUCCAAACUGCAUGAAACCAAAAAUAUUUUUUGAUACUGAUGAUGAUGAUGAUAUGCCACAUAGUACUUCCAGGUGGAGGGAUACUGCCCAGGCUGAUGAAAGCCACACAGAUGGCCUAUCAAGAAGAGAUAGAGGCGAGGGUUCAAGUGGGUACUCUGAGCCAAAGUAUUCCAAAGACAAGAAAGAAGCCAAGGGUGAUGAAGUGAAACCAGAAAAGGUGCCAAGGCGGAGACAAACCAUGACUGACUCUGACUUCUGGAUGUAUAGCAAUGACUACUACAAUUAUUAUGAAGAGGAUUCAGACAGUGACGGAGAGUGGAUGGCUUCUCUGCGUCGAAAUUAUCGAGAACAGGAACAAGCUGUGUCCUCCAGUGGUGAAAGCUGGGACAGUUUGCAAGGGAAAGAAGAAUCUGAACCUGAGCAAGCCAGACUGAAUGCUGGUGCCAGUGCCAUCACCAACCCCAGUGCCAUUGCCAGAGCUGGCAUCAACGAACUUGGAGAAAUUCAAGUACCUCCUCCUCAGGGAGUGGGGCAGCUAUCACCAGAAGGACAAGUUCCUUGGCUUCAUUACAAUGAAACUGAGAGUAGUAGUGAGGGAGAUAAUAAUUCCAGUCAGGAGUUUCUGCAGCCUGGGGUGUUCAUGUUAGAUGGAAACAACAACCUUGAAGAUGACUCAAGUGUGAGUGAAGACCUAGAAGUGGACUGGAGCCUCUUUGAUGGGUUUGCAGAUGGGCUUGGGGUAGCUGAAGCCAUCUCCUAUGUGGAUCCUCAGUUCCUCACAUACAUGGCACUUGAAGAACGCCUGGCCCAGGCCAUGGAAACUGCCCUCGCUCAUUUGGAGUCUCUUGCAGUAGAUGUGGAGGUGGCCAAUCCACCUGCAAACAAGGAGAGCAUCAAUGCUCUUCCUGAAAUCCUGGUCACCGAGGACCACAGUGCAGUAGGGCAGGAAAUGUGCUGCCCUAUCUGUUGUAGUGAAUAUGUGAAGGGGGAGGUAGCAACAGAGCUGCCAUGUCACCAUUAUUUUCACAAGCCCUGCGUGUCCAUAUGGCUUCAGAAGUCAGGCACCUGCCCUGUAUGCCGCUGCAUGUUUCCUCCCCCACUCUAAGACCAAGGCUCUUUACUCUUGGUCUGCUGAUUUUCCCCAUAUGAAAUCCAUCAUACUGCAGGAGCCCUUUCAGAAUUAACAAUUAAAAUGAUAUCAGUUUAUCAAUCUACACUUGUCAAUUCCUUGUGAUUUUUUUCAUUAUGAAAACGGUUGUAUGCAAUUGCAUUAAAAUCAUGCUGACUCUUAGAGCUUAGAAAGGGAGAAUUAAACUUUCUAAAUGCUACUUGUGAUGGUGGUGAUAUCUUACAUUUUCUAACCUGAAAGUUGAAAUAUGUUACAGUAGUUUUCUUCAGUAGAAUAUGUUGCCAUUGAUUAUAAUGUUGUUAAUCUGUUAAUAGGUUCAAAAGGCAUUAUGGCUUCUAUUGCAUGUAAUGGAUUAAUGCUCUUGUAAUUGCAGUGCUGUCAAAAAACUUAUUAAAGUUAUUUUGAUUUCACAUGGUAUAA